UUUUAAAGGUAUUCCAGUCGCAGUUGCUGACACAUAGAGAUUUAGAACGGAUUAUGGUUCCUGAUUCCAGUACUCCAGUCCGCUAUAGAGUAUUAAAGCCCAGUGAAUCGAACAAGCAAGGAUAAAGAAAAUUAAAUUGUUAUAGAGGCGUUCACAACAUUGGCGAAAAAAUGUAUACAACUUUAAGCAACGCCAUUGGUCCUUGAUCCGUGUGACGUGGCGACGUGUGGAACUGCAGCAGCUGACGUGGCCGGUGUGUUGACGAUGCAAUUUCCAAAUGCGGUAUAAACCAUAAUAUUAUUAUCUCCAUAUGUACGGACCAUGGUAUUGUGUAAACAUCGCAGCGGCGUCGCACCGUGCAGUUUGAGAACCCAUGGCUAACACAGUUAUAUGGCGGACUACAGUUAAAUCUACCGCGGCGGCCGACGGAGCGACGCGGCAACGCUGCGUUGCGUGAACGUUGUCGACAGAUGAGCGCUCAUGCGCACGCACGUCCGGACGGCGGGCACUAUCGACACCUAUCAAGUGGCGUCAAAAUAUUAUGUCGUCGUCCGCGUUCCACGGGCGCUCUGGUGCUGCGGAACAGUAGUAUGAUGUUGCGAACAAAAACGAUGUACAAACUGUUGCGUCCGGUUUCUGAACACUCGCAACGUCAUAAUCGAUAAGACAACACCGCAUUUCCGUCACUGCCAUCUCCACUCGCCACAUUCACAGCAAUAUUUAUUUUCAUGUGAACCGACGCCGCGAGUCGACUUGGCGUGCAAGAGAUUAAUGUAGUGCUUACGGUUUUUUGUUAUUAUUCGUGCUGGGACGGCGGAUCUGUUUUGGCAGCAGAGAAUAAAGAUGUCUUACUGUCAGCAUUUCAAUCUACGCUCUAAAACUCUUAUGGAUAAUGCAUUAAUGCCAUUGCAGUAGCAGCUGACGAUUUGCGGGGCCUAGAGCAGAGUAAAAUGGCGGGGCCUAAAAUGUCAUUGUCGUCAGUUGGCAGUUGCAUAUAUUUAAUACUAGGCGAAAUUGUGUUUCUGUGAUUCAUUCAUUGAGCCAGCAAAAUAGCUAACUAAUCAGAGAAUUAAGUAUUUACUUAAUACACACUAUUACCAUGGAUUACUCGGCAGAUAAGCAAAUUGCAAUCGCAAGAACAUUGUUCAAUAUUGCUCACAGUUAUUUGACAAAAAUAGACACUGAUGAUGAACAAGAGGACAAAUAUGAAGACAAUGAAAAAGAUAAAACAAUAAAAAAAGACAUUCAACAAACAAAAGAAGAAGAAGUAAACGGAUAUGGAAAAUAUGACGACACAUUUGACAAAAAACAAGAAAAAAACAGUGGAUUGGAUAAUGAAAUAGAAUUUUACUUACAAGUGCAAGUCGAUUCAAAAUUCCAACAACAAUUAUGUACAAAUGUACAAAAUAAAGACUUAAAAAACCCAAACCCUGAAAUAGAAAUAGAAUUAAAAAUAGAAAUUCCUCAAGAAUUUGAUAAUUCAUAUCUGAAAAAUAUUGAUAAAGAAAAACAACAUUUUAAGGAGGAAGUUAAAAAAAAAUCAAAAAAAAAUAAUGAAUUUAAUCAAAAAAAAGAAAGAGAAAAUAAACAAGAACUAAUUUAUCCAGAAAUAAAUACAGAUUCAGAGUUUCGACAUGGCAUAAAGAGAGAAAUAAAAUUAAAACAAAAUAUAAGUAAAGAGAAUGUACUUGUAGAUUUUGGAAGAAAAAAUAUUAAUUCUUUAAAUACACAAGACCAAACACAAAAAGGGAUUGAAAUUAAAUCACAAGUGAAAGGUAAUAGUGAAGUUUUACUUGAACAUGAACUACAUGAUCAGAAAAACAUACACGAAGAUAUGGAGUCUUUUAAUGAGUCGGUUAAAACAAGGAUUGAACGACUUAUUUGUGAAAUACCUUCAAACGUACAAAAUAUCCAAGAAGAAUUAUAUCGAGAAAUUGAAGAACUAAAUAAUGAAAUCAGUGAACUAAAUUUAGGUAAUUUUAAAGAGUUAAACAUAGACGUUUCAGAAGAAAAUUCUAAGAAGAAUUAUUUUCCCAUUUUUGUAAACAUUUUUAAAAAUCUCUAUUGUUCAUUUAUCCAAGAUUUAACACCUUUUUAUAAUAGAUUAGACCAAUUAAGCAACGACAAAACACAAACAACUGUACAACACAAAUUGAAUGAUGAAUUCUUAAAAAAAUUAGAUAUUUUAUUGCAACAAAAAUGUAACGAAGGACAUCAACAAGUUGGUAAUAAAAUGAUACGCAUAGUUAAUCAAGGUGUAAAAAUGGUCAAAGAAAACAAAAAAUUUGAAUUAAAAAGAGCUGUAGGGUUGCAAGUAAAUCAUGAAAUUGAAAUUAAUGGGGAUAUUAAAGUAAAAGAUUCACAGCAAAAUCACUUAAGACAAACACAGGGAGGAGUUAAUAAAGAUGAAAGAGUUAGAAAUCAGUUAAAAGAAAUUGACAGAAAAGAAAAAUUUCAACAUUAUGACUUAGUUAUACAAUAUAAUCAUGAAAUAUCACAAGAACUAAAUGGACAUGCCCAACCAGUUUUAGGUAAAAAAAUUAUUGUUGACUUCUAUCAAGAUGCAGUAAAGAAAUUUAUGUAUAAAUAUGAUAAAGAAGAAUUAAAAAAAAAAUUAUGUAAGGCAGGAACAGAUGUAAUCGACCAAAAUCAAAAAGAGGAAAAUAAAAAUAUUCAAGUUCAGUUAGAAUUUUAUAAAAAAGUUGAAGAGGAAUUACAGGAAAAAAAUGAAAAACAAUUACAAAAUUAUACUGAAGAAGAAAUAAACCAAGAUCUUAAAGUAAAAUCUAAAGAAAAUGAAACAGAGAUACAAGAAGAUUCUGAUGUCGAAAUAGAAGAAUUUGAAGAAGAAAUGCAAGAUCAUUUUGAAAUUGCAAAUAAUGAACAUUUUGAAGAAGUACAUGAAAAUUCAAAAUUUAAAAUUGGAGCAUUGGAAAGAGCAAUAAUAGUAGAUUCUGGAGUGAAAAUCAAAUAUUCUGAAAAUGAACUACAAGAAGAUUCUGAUGUAGAUGUUGAAGGCUUUGAAGGAGAAAUACUAGAGUUUCCGGAAGUUAAAAUUGAUGAUUUUUAUGAAGAACCACUGGAAAAUAGUGAUUUGGAUACUGAGGACUUAAGUGAUGAAGAAUUUAAUGACAUAAAUGAAGUAAUAGAAAUAGUUGAAGAUAUAAAAGUAGAAUCUUAUUAUUCAGUAGACGAUUAUAUACCUUCGGAUAAAAUACCUACUUCAACAUGCAAUGAAUUUAAUUUAAAAAUGGAUCCAAAUUCUAAACUUACAUAUAAUGAAGAAGAAAAAUUAAAAAUCUCAUCUGAUCCUACAAUAUUUACAGAGCAUAUUAAAGAGAAACAAACAUUUACUGAACUUAAACAUCAAUUAAAUGAACUAUCUCAAGAAUAUAAAGGUUAUGUGCAAAAAAAAGUGUUUAAAGAAUUACAACAUGAAGUAGAUGAUAAACAGUUACAAGAAAUGGAAAAAUUUCCAGAUACGUUUAAUGAAGUAAACCUAAAAACUGACGAAGAUUUUCAAAAAGAAAUUGAUGAAUUACAAAAUGAAUUGUGUGAAUUAAAACCAGAAUUUAUGAGUGAUGUACCAUUAAGUUUUGAAGAUGACAAAUCAAGCAAAAAAUUUAAAAAAAAAUCAUUCAAUUUGUUUGAAAAAUUAUACUCUAUACACAGACAACUAUUACACAAAUUUUCUGAAAGCAAUGAGUGGCCGGAAAAAUAUUUCCAACCAUCAUGUUUGCUGGACGUUUUGUUUGAUGACCCUACCGAAUUCAAACCUAAUGUAUUGGUGAUUAUCUUGCACUCCAUAGACCAAGGUUAUUCAAUAAAAAUUAACACAGACAGGAAUUCAAAAUCACCGAAAGAAUAUAGUUUCAGCUAUUAUGAAGACACAAUAUUAGAACAUAUGGAAACUGAACAUCUACCGCCUGAUUUAAUGGAUUUAUUAGUUACAGCUAGACCCAGAUUAUUUUAUUCUGGAUGUGUUAUUGCUGAAAUUCAUGAUCAGAGAGAUGAGGUUCCAGGUCGUGUGUAUAGGCUAAUACUGCGUCCUUCUAUUAUGUCCAUUCAAAGAGACAUAGACCUCAUAAUUACUAAUAAUAGUGAUCCCACUGACAAAAAUUUUUGGUCAAUUGAUAGAAGACUAGGCCUAGAAAGUGAAAUCCUUAAAAAAGUAUAUCCGGUUAUGUGUAUGGAUCCAUCACCUCUUGCUGGCCUAGUAGUUCAAUUACAGCAUCAAGUGUUAAGUCGUCGUACUAUAGUACUGAAUCCACUUAAGAGGAAAAAUAACUUUUCAAAGCCAAUACCAUUGAAAACAGAUUUGUACAAUGAACCUAAUGACAGCUUAAAUACAUCAAUGUUGUCAAAUGAAUCACAAGGAGGAUCUUCAAAAUUAAUGAAUACUGAAAAUACAAAUAUUGACAAUUAUAUCUUAUGGAAAUUUGAUUUUCGCAUAAAAUCAUUAAACCUAUUUAAAAUGUUUAUAAUGGUCAUAACAGAAACUCUAGAAAUUUCCAUGGUAUUGUGUACAAAUCCAAAGGUUGAUUCUAUUAAAAAGAUAUUAAGGUUUAAAAUACAACCUCAACAAUAUGAAUUAAGGGACUAUAUUAAUAUUAUGCUAAAAAUUUUUCAACAAAGAAUAAGUUCUGAAAUAGAAGUGGUUCGGAGGUAUAAAUUUCAAGGUUACUCAACUCCUCAUUCGUUAAAGAGUGUUCCAUCACCGUUAAAUGAGAAUAUUUAUAAAGCCAAUCAUGCAGAUAUAAGUCAGUUGGUAGAUAUAUUUAUAAAUAACUCACAUAUUAAAUAUAUACCUAUAAAUAAGAAAUUAGAAAACAUGUGUACACAUGAUAGUGGGAUAACUAAAAUUAAAAAUGAAAAAAGCGAUUUAUCACUGAUGCAAGACAAUUUAGAUUCUGGUACUCAAAAAACUAAUGAAACAAAAGAGAAUUAUAAAGUUCAAGACAUUAAAAAAAGUAUGCUGUUUUGUGCAACAAAAAAGUUAUCAACAUAUUCAGACAAAUUUUUAAAUUUAUCAAAUUUGGAUUUAAAAGACCAAAUAGCUGAUUCAUCAUCAUUAAAAACUACAACCAUACCAAAGGACAUUUUAUUUUAUGAGGAUACAUCUUUUGAACCAUCAUUAAUACUUGAUUUAUCAAAUUUGGAUUUAAAAGACUAAAUAGCUGAUUCAUCAUCAUCAAAAACUACAACCAUACCAAAGGACAUUUUAUUUUAUGAGGAUACAUCUUUUGAACAAUCAUUAAUACUUGGUAAAUUUCUCUGCUCAGAAUCUAAUAUAUUCAAAACCUAAUUCUAUAUAUUCAACAAUAUUGAAAAUUAUUUUAUUUUUUUUUUAAUUAGUCUUCAUGUAGAAUUUAAUAAUAUAUUAUGUUGGAAUUUUGUUCUAUUCAAACCUAAAUUAUUCUAAUAUAUAAUAAAAUAUCCUAAA
Metopolophium dirhodum (rose-grain aphid) is the source of this 5443-nucleotide messenger RNA. Its product is annotated as MATH and LRR domain-containing protein PFE0570w-like. The transcript is spliced from 16 exons. Gene Ontology annotation, molecular function: transcription coregulator activity. Gene Ontology annotation, biological process: regulation of transcription by RNA polymerase II. Bases 1100 to 5173 code for a protein of 1357 amino acids. Gene Ontology annotation, cellular component: SAGA complex. NCBI's taxonomy places the organism in Eukaryota, Metazoa, Arthropoda, Insecta, Hemiptera, Aphididae. The record is from RefSeq and is a predicted model, not a curated record.